This is a messenger RNA of Exophiala dermatitidis NIH/UT8656, 2605 nucleotides long. RefSeq lists its product as uncharacterized. The transcript has 2 exons. Bases 70 to 2175 code for a protein of 701 amino acids. Gene Ontology annotation, cellular component: MICOS complex. NCBI's taxonomy places the organism in Eukaryota, Fungi, Ascomycota, Eurotiomycetes, Chaetothyriales, Herpotrichiellaceae. Gene Ontology annotation, biological process: cristae formation. The record is from RefSeq and is a predicted model, not a curated record.
UCGAGAUCUUAACCGACCAGACUCAAGUACACGAGACGAAACAACUUACUCUCGUUUUCACGGCCUGGAAUGGCAGCUCGGCCCGCCAUGCUGCGUCUCGCCAGACCUGUGGGUGCUUCCCUGCGCGGGCGAAUGCUCGCGCAGGCUGUCUCGCAGAGAAGGGCAUUUACGGAGAGAAAAGAGUCAAUCCUGAGCUCGGAUCCGGCCUUUAUGCCAGGAUCGCAGAGUUCAGCCGCUCCCGUCAAGACAGAAGUUCCACUAGGUCCCGGAGGCCCUGGGAGUCCUGUUCCUCCAGCACCCAGUCCCGCGACACCUUCUUCCGCCUCGACGAUACCUCCUGAGAGUGUGCCCCGGGCACCUCCCAGCCCAUCCAAGGUGCAAACAUCGCCUCCUACCAGUCCCUCUUCUGUGAGCCCGGCGGAGCCACCACCACCACCUCCCCCAUCUCAGCCGCCCACUAAGCCAGCCCGGAAGCGAUUCAGACGGCUUCGGGCCCUGUUUUAUCUUCUCCUGCUCAGUGCCACUGCAUACGGCGGUGCUGUCUUUUACGCCUUGAGAAACGACAAUUUCCACGACUUCUUCACGGAAUAUGUACCUUUCGGAGAAGAUGCAGUGUUGUAUUUUGAGGAGCGGUCAUUCCAGAAGAGGUUCCCUCACACCAGACAUAAUGUGGUUACUAGACUCCCACGCACGGAGAGACAGGAGGAAGGCAAAGUUACUACUAUCCCACAGAAGUCAGGAAUCUCCUGGCGCGUGGCCGAGGAAGAACCUGCCACAAGUGAUGUUACACAGAAGGGCAAGCAUAUGAGUGCAGUGGAUGCCAACAGUCCUAAACCGGGGCCCACCGAUCCGAAGAAUGAUCCGGCGAGUGCAACAACAAAGGAGAAGAGUGCCGCUGUUGAAAGCGUAAAGAAGGAUUCGGCUACUUCCCCAGCACCUAGUUCCAAGGAAGCAUCACCGUCGUCAGAGAAGCCAGCCGCCCCAUUGACCGAAACACCCGCCACUGGUGACUCACGUCCACCAGCAAUCCCGCCAGUCACCUCGAUCUCGCCAUUAGAAGUCCCCAGUGCCGAGGAACCCGUGGUUCAAGAAUUGGUCAAGAUUGUCAACGACUUGAUUACGGUGGUGAACUCGGAUUCGCCGGACGCCGCUAACAAAUACUCGGCUCCGAUGGGCAAGGCGAAGGAGUCUCUGGAGGCAGUUGCCAAGAAGAUUUCGCAACUCCGCGAGGAGGAACAGAAGGCAGCCGAGCAACGCAUUGAAGAAGCCCACAAAGAGUUUGAUGAAGGCGCCCGACAACUCCUGAAACGGAUCGAGACUGCGCAAGCCGAAGACGAUGCUCGGUACCGAGAAGAGUUUGAAGCCGAACGAGCCCGUCUCGCCCGGAUCUACGAGGAGAGACUGAAGACUGAGGUCCAACGCACCCAGGAGUUGGCUGAACAGCGGUUGAAGAAUGAACUCGCAGAGCAGGCCAUCGAAAUGAAACACGAUUUCAUCAAGCAGAUCAAGGAACUGGUCGAGACCGAACGCGAAGGCCGCCUUGCGAAACUCCAGGACCUCAGCUCCAACGUCGAGAACCUCACCGAGUUGACUGCCAACUGGAACGGCGUGAUCGACGCCAACCUUCAGACCCAGAAGUUGCAAGUCGCCGUUGAUGCUGUUCGCGCAGCAUUAGAGGAGACCUCGGCGUCGGAAGCCAAGCCGCGGGCCUUUGUCCGUGAACUCGCCGCCUUGAAACUCGUGGCCAACGGCGAUCCGGUCGUCGAAGCCGCCAUCGGCUCCAUCAACCCGUCCGCUUACCAACGAGGAGUCCCGAGCCAACCACAGUUGAUUGACCGGUUCCGCCGCGUCGCCAACGAGGUGCGCAAAGCCAGUCUACUGCCAGAAAACGCCGGCCUCGCCUCUCACGCUGCCAGUUUGUUGUUGUCUAAAGCGCUGUUCAAGAAGGAGGGCCAUCCUACAGGUAAUGACGUCGAGAGCGUCCUGACCCGCACGGAGACUUUGCUUGAAGAGGGUGAUCUGGAUGGCGCGGCCCGUGAGAUGAACUCUCUGUCCGGCUGGGCUAAAGUCCUCAGCCGCGACUGGCUGGCUGAUGUGCGGAAGGUUCUGGAAGUCAAGCAGGCGUUGGAUGUCAUUGAGAUAGAGGCCAGAUUACAGUGUUUGCGCGUGGAGUAGAUUAAACCAAAAAAAGGACAAAGCAAAAAAGAAACAAGAUAUCAGUGAAGCGAGCGAGAAGUGUAUCCUUUCCAAUUCUUCCUCUUUGUAUCUGCCUUUGGCUUUUUAUCCUCUGUCCCGAGUCUCGUGGCGCACUGUAGCGGAUAUCAAAGGAAAAUAAAAGACCAAUAAGCGCCUCACUGCAGUCUUCCUUUCUCCUGGAUCUACCGGCCGCGGAGGAAUAGAGAUUGAUAAUCCGGCAUUCGCACAUUCUGAUAUCUUUUGAUUCUUUUGAUCGCCAUCUCCCCGAGCUCUUCCUUGGCCGCACGUCCUGCUUCGGUCAGUUGGCUCAAAUCUGCGUUUGCUAGCAUCUGUACAGUACAGAUGACUCACGGUCAGCAUGGAAUCUACCGAGAUUAUUGCAGGGCGAGUAGGUCAGGUACAUGCCGGA